CGUCUACUUUUGACAGAUUGUCUCUAAUAACUUGUACUCCUCUUAGCAAAUAUCUUGGUCAAUAAAGAUUGCGACAUUCGAAUAUGUGACUUUGGCAUGGCAAGGUGCUUUGAUGAAGCCGACAAUUUGUCUUACCUUACUCAAUAUGUUACGACGCGUUGGUAUCGCGCUCCUGAAGUCAUGAUCAGCCUGAAAAACUACAGCAAAGCCAGUAUGUCUUUUUUGUGUAUCCCUUUCAUAUGUUUGUCCUACUGCUGUUACACGCUAACGUUUCAUUCGUUUCGCCUAGUUGACAUCUGGUCGGUAGGCUGUAUAUUGGCCGAAAUCUUGGGACGAAAAGUAUUGUUUCAAGGAAAAGAUCAUGUUGACCAACUUUAUAAGAUUUUGGGAGUUUUAGGUGUACCAUCAGAUAUAUCCUUUUGGAAUCCUUCAGAAUACAUUGUGAACCAUAUUCAGCAGCUUCGCACCAUCAAUGGCUCGCCUCCGCCUACAGAAACCAUUGACUUCCAUACCCUUUUUCCUAACGCCAGUUCAGAUGCAGGUCAUCUCCUCAAACAUCUAUUAGAAUUAGACCCAUCAAAACGGCUCACAGUGGAAAAAGCGUUAUCUCAUCCAUUUGUGCAGCCUUUUUCCGAUCCUGCUGAAGAAUCACUGAUACCACCUUGUUACCCUCGUAGCCACUACGACUUUGAGCUCUGCCAAGAUGACGAUGAGCUCAAAGACAUGAUCAUCAACGAAAUUGUAUCCUUCAAAAACUACCACCAAGAACGAGAAGCGAAGCUGAUGAACAACAAUAAAUUUAUUGACUCUUCCAACUUGUUUCAUUUCCAUCCACAUCCAUCGCAAAACAGUAAAAGACAUCACACUGUUUCUUCUGUAGAGAUCGACUACUACUCACCAACGCCCACUCAAAAGCUCGACUACCUUCCGUCUGCCACCAUGAGCUUGCUAGAACCCAGUUCUCCAUUCAUGCCAUCUUCAAUUUCUCAAGAAUAUAACAGUAACAUUGGCGAGAAUAAUAACGAUUACACUGCUGCUACUACUAAUGGAUCUAAUGGAGCUUUUAUGUGCAAUGAAGAUACAUUUGUUGGUGAGCCUGAGGAAUUGGACGAAGAUGAUCGACAUUCUUAUCUUGAAGAACUGACCAAAACGACCCCUGGAGUAAAGAUCAUAGAUAGUGAUCGAAUGUUACAUGAGCUUGUAGAAGAAAAAGCUCGAAGAACAUUAGAGCGUGCCCUGAGUGGCAUGGCUCAAAAAGGCGAUAACAUAUAAUACCGUUUAUUGUGUAAAAAAAAAUAAUAUAACUAUGGACAUAGGCUGUGCCUUCCCUUUUAUGUUUUGAAUACAUAUAUCACUUUCCGUUUUUAAUAUCAAAAUUUGCUCCGUUCAAUUUAAUAGCAACUCGUGCAUAUUAUACUUAUCCAUGUCUCAACAGUCAAUAUUAACCACUAGACUUUAUUGAUGUAAUAAUAUACCACUUCAUCUGUUUACAAAUAUAAAUCUUUUGACUUGCGUUAUAGUGCAUUCUUAUAAUGCGCUACGUAUCUUUUUUCUGAUCUAUAAAAUUUGGUUCGGUCUAUAAAUUCGAUACGUAUGUUUAUGGAUAAGUUCGUCCCUUCCUUUAUUCUUUUUCAGCGGAUCCUUUCACUUAACAUGUGCGCUAAAAUUUCGACUUAAUAGAUGACUACAGCAGAUGACAAUAAAACUCUAGUUGUAGUAAAUAUUGACGAUAACAACAAAAG
Molecule: messenger RNA, 1742 nt
Organism: Mycotypha africana
Lineage: Eukaryota; Fungi; Mucoromycota; Mucoromycetes; Mucorales; Mycotyphaceae
Product: kinase-like domain-containing protein
Exons: 1
Coding region: 97-1272 (391 amino acids)
Biological process (GO): intracellular signal transduction; protein phosphorylation
Cellular component (GO): cytoplasm; nucleus
Molecular function (GO): protein serine/threonine kinase activity; ATP binding
Source: RefSeq, a predicted model, not a curated record